Megalops cyprinoides (Indo-Pacific tarpon) is the source of this 1058-nucleotide messenger RNA. RefSeq lists its product as uncharacterized. Gene Ontology annotation, molecular function: NAD+ poly-ADP-ribosyltransferase activity. NCBI's taxonomy places the organism in Eukaryota, Metazoa, Chordata, Actinopteri, Elopiformes, Megalopidae. Bases 96 to 1058 code for a protein of 320 amino acids. The record is from RefSeq and is a predicted model, not a curated record. Gene Ontology annotation, cellular component: cytoplasm. The transcript has 5 exons.
CAAAAGGACAGUCAAACCUCAGAGAACAGAUGGCAAACUAACAAUAACAAGAUUACAAACUAACUUUUGAACUACUUUUUCUCAAGCUAUUGAACAUGUGGGCAGAAGACGAUUUUGAUGCAUCGGCUGAGCCAUGUCUGGAAAGCUGGGUAGCACCAAGAGAUAACAAGAUCUACACCAUGUACCACGGCACCUCUCGGGAGGCUGCAAAACAAAUUAUCGCCAACGGAUUCCGUCAGUCCAGCGGUGGCAUGCUUGGGCGGGGCGUCUAUGUGAGCCGGGACCUACAGAAGGCCAGUAGGUACCCCCUGGACCUGCCUGAGAAAGAUUGUGUCAUACUGAAGGUCAGGGUCUGUGUUGGCAAAGUGAAAAAAAUUGAUUAUCAAGGACACCACAUGCAGAAGACCUGGCACGAUUACGGCUAUGACACGGCCUGGUGUCCUCCCAACUGUGGGAUGGUGCAGAGUGGCCUGGAAGAAGACUGUGUUUGGGACCCACGACGCAUCACUGUUAUAAAAGUAAUCUAUCCCAAGAUACCUCAACCCAUCCCAAGUGAUAUACAAAGCGCUAUGUACUGGACUGAAGAUGACUAUAUGGAGUCUGGUUUGCCCCGACUGGGGAGAAACACCCAGCCAGAAAACGGAAAAUCCUACAUCAUGUACCAUGGCACCAACAAAGAGGCCGUGGAAGAUAUCAAGAGGUACGGGUUCUGUCAGUCAGAGGAUGGCAUGCUAGGACGGGGGGUGUAUGUCAGUAGGGACAUCCGGAAGGCCAGCCGCUAUCCCCUUGGCGCAGAUGAGCACAAGCGCCGGGUCCUCCAGCUGAUAGUCAACGUGGGCAAAGUGAAGAAGAUCAACUAUCAAGGGCACCCCAUGCAGAAGACCUGGCACGAUCAUGGCUAUGACACGGCCUGGGUGCCUUCUAACUGUGGGAUGGUGCGCAGCGGCCUCGAGGAGGACUGCAUCUGGGAUCCCAGCAGGAUCAAAGUGAGGAAGGUCAUCAAACCUAAGUUCCUGCCACCAUCUGACCGUUACCAGGAUGAUGACAGGAGUAGUUAG